CCCUCAUUGACUGCACGUGCUACUACUAACUAAAUGGAAGAUGGAAGUGGAAAGAAGAAUUUGAAGGAGGUUGAGGUUAUGUCAUUGUGAUUUGAAGUUUGAACAGAUUUGAAAAUAUUUAUGUAUUAUAUUUUUUUUUAAAUUAAGAUAUUUUCAAGAUGAUGCGAUAUGAGGAAGAGAACGAAAAACUUGCAGAUACAUCUCCUUGUGCAGGAGUUAGAGCCGAUUUGAAGAUGUGUUUAUUGGAAAGCGAUUGUUGCAAAAUACAAAAGAGGACUCCCAGAGAAUGUUUAAAAGCAAAUGAUGGUUCUGUUCCCACACAAUGUCAAGUACUGAGAAAUACUUUCUUUGAAUGCAAAAGGUCACUGUUGGACGCCAGGCAACGCUUCAGAGGCAGAAAAGGAUAUUGAAUACAGUUUUUAGUUAGUUAAAAAGCAUAGAUUGCAGUGCAAGAGGUAAUGGUGAGGUAUAUACAACAUGCUUCAAUGGAACAACCCAAAUACCAGAAAUCGACUACCAUAAAUUGUGUUUAGGUGAAAUAAAUCACUUCUAGUCUAUAUGUUAGUUUAUGAAAUUAGGAACUUACUUUUUUAAGGAUAUAGUUAGAUUUAUUGAUAAUACAAAUAGAACUGAAGAUAUAUUCUUAUAACAAUCCAACUGACACCUUGCAUUGCAUUUUGUUAUUAUUAGUUUGUAAAUAAAAUGUUAAGCAUA
Molecule: messenger RNA, 714 nt
Organism: Diabrotica virgifera virgifera (western corn rootworm)
Lineage: Eukaryota; Metazoa; Arthropoda; Insecta; Coleoptera; Chrysomelidae
Product: cytochrome c oxidase assembly factor 5
Exons: 4
Coding region: 159-410 (83 amino acids)
Biological process (GO): mitochondrial respiratory chain complex IV assembly
Cellular component (GO): mitochondrion
Source: RefSeq, a predicted model, not a curated record